AGAAUAGAAUAGAAAAUUGUACUAUAUAUCUGGAUCAAGAUACGCGAAGAAUGUAAUUGUAAUUAUUAUUUAGUGAAAAUCAUACAUUAUUAUCCAUCCAUAAUUGAGAUUAGCAUGUGUUGUUUUGUUUGUUUGUUUCAUUAUUUGACUUAUCAAUCGCCAUAUUUAAGGGUACUUGUCGUAGGAAAAAUAUGAAUCUUUCUGAAAGUAAAAUUAAAGAUGAAAUAAGUGAUGAUGCAACAGUAUUAUCAUCAAUAAGCAAUAAAGAACGUGAGGAAUCUGAAACAGGGAAAGAAAAAGGACCUAAAGAAAAUCUUCAAGAAGUGUUGGAAGAGGUUCAAUCCGAUGUAAUUAAAUAUACUUCACCACUUCAGAAUAUUGAAAACUUCUCGGACUCAUCAAGUGAUUCAGAUAUUAUAGAAGAAGCAGAAGCAGAAGAAGAAAUAAAUUUGGAAACUUGUAGUGCCCGGGAUUAUAUUGAGCACACAGUUGGACAAAUAUUAUUAAUAGGAUUAACUAUACUUGAACGUGAAAGACCAGAAAACCCAAUUAAAUGGCUUGCCCGAUUUCUCCUAUUUAAUAAAGAUCAUCCAUGUGAAUUGAUAGGAAAACAAUUAGAGCAGGAGAGUUUUGAACUAAUCAAACUUCCAGAACACAUAAAGAAGGUUAUAAUGGAAGACUUACAAGACCUCGAUACUGUAGUUGUCAAUAAAUUGGUUUAAAACAGAGAAUCUUUCUUUAUUUAAAAACUCACAGAAUCAAUUAGAUCUAUAAUUUCUUCUCAAUUUCCUUUUUUCAUGAGUAUCUUCAACUCAGUGAUUCUUCUUAUCUUCUCUAUUCUUCACCAGAACUCAUUGCAUCCAUAAAUUUUGAGAAGAAAUGAUCACUGAGGAGGGUAUCUUCUUCGUGUUCAGAACCUUCAGCACUCAAAUAUCUAAACAUGAAAAUUCUUAAUUUCAUAAAUCUUUCUUUCUCUCAAAUACAUAUUAUCAAGAUUUAAUACAUAUUAUAUGUUAAAUUUAAAUAAAAUAGAACUAACUGAUCAAAUGAAGAAGGGCUCAG
Messenger RNA from Nezara viridula (southern green stink bug), 1062 nucleotides. Lineage: Eukaryota; Metazoa; Arthropoda; Insecta; Hemiptera; Pentatomidae. The record is from the annotation of a GenBank genome assembly.